This is a messenger RNA of Protopterus annectens (West African lungfish), 8672 nucleotides long. It is a transcript of the gene RALGAPB, whose product is annotated as Ral GTPase activating protein non-catalytic subunit beta. The transcript is spliced from 30 exons. Gene Ontology annotation, biological process: regulation of small GTPase mediated signal transduction; activation of GTPase activity. The coding region runs from base 66 to 4670 and encodes 1534 amino acids. Gene Ontology annotation, molecular function: GTPase activator activity. The record is from RefSeq and is a predicted model, not a curated record. Lineage: Eukaryota; Metazoa; Chordata; Ceratodontiformes; Protopteridae.
UAUACACCCUAGACUUCCGGCCUAGGUAGUAGUCUGCGAUAUUAACAAGGUAGUUCCGAAAUUUUAUGUUAAUUGACAUAUUGUGGGGUCAGCUGGCUUGCCCCGCAACUGUCAGUGGAUUAUGCCCCCAACCACCACUUUUGCGUUUCAGUUUAGUACAAAAGGAUAGUCGGACAGUGAAACGCAGGUGCACAAUGUAUUCAGAGUGGAGGUCUCUGCUGUUUGUGAUUCAGAAUGAUCAGGGUCAUAUGAGUGUACUUCACAGUUAUCCAGAGAAUGUUGGUCGGGAAGUCGCAAACGCAGUGGUGCGUCCCCUGGUCUCUACUUAUGGAGGUGAAAGCAUACUGAAAACGGACAAAGAGGUAAAAUGGACAAUGGAGGUGCUUUGCUAUGGGCUGAAGCUGCCUUUGGAAGGAGAAACUGUGAAACUUUGUGUGGAUGUCUAUACAGACUGGAUUAUGGCUCUUGUAUCUCCUAAAGAUUCCAUUCCACAGCCAAUCAUCAGGGAACCAAACCUGUAUGUUCAGAGUAUUCUGAAACACCUUCAGAAUCUUUUUGAGCCCAGACCAGAUAACAGCCAUAAUCAGAUUCGACUGUGUUUGCAAGUGCUAAUGGCUGUUCAAAAACUAGCUCGGGAAUCUGUGAUCAUGACAAGGGAGACAUGGGAGGUUCUUCUACUGUUUUUGCUACAAAUUAACGAUGCUCUCUUAGCUCCUCCAACAGCAGCAGGAAGCAUUGCAGAAAAUUUGGCAGAAAAGCUCAUUGGAGUGCUUUUUGAAGUGUGGUUCCUGUGUUGUACCCGAUGCUUUCCAUCACCUCCAUAUUGGAAGACUGCCAGAGAGAUGGUGGGGAACUGGAGACAUCACCCUGCAGUGGUGGAGCAGUGGAGUAGGAUGAUUUGUGCUCUCACUUCCAGGUUACUUCGUUUUACAUAUGGCCCUUCUUUUCCUCCCUUUAAAGUUCCUGAUGAAGAUGCCAGCCUAAUUCCAGCUGAAAUGAGUAAUGACUGUGUAGCACAGACUUGGUUCCGUUUCUUACAUAUGUUGAGCAAUCCUGUGGAUUUGAGUAAUCCAGCUAUUAUAAGUUCAACUCCCAAGUUUCAGGAACAGCUUCUGAAUGUCAGUGGGAUGACCCAAGAGGUGACACAUCACCCAUGCCUCAAACAGCUUCCUCAAAUAUUCUUUCGUGCCAUGCGCGGGAUUAGCUGUCUGGUGGAUGCCUUUCUUGGCAUCUCCCGACCUAGGUCAGACAGUGCUCCACCCACUCCAGUGAACAGGCUGAGUAUGCCUCAAACAAGCACUUCCAUCAAUACCACUCCACCUCAUACUCGAAGGCAUCGCACAGUCACUGUGAAUAAAACUACAAUGAAAACCACCACAACUGGAGCUACACAUCCCUCCAAAGUUCAGUGCCAACCUUCCAGUACAUCUCCCCUAUCUAGUCCCAACCAGACCAGCUGUGAGCCACGACCAUUACCUGCCCCUGCCAGACCAAAGGUGAAUAGCAUUCUAAAUCUGUUUGGUACUUGGCUGUUCGAUGCGGCAUUGGUGUACUGCAAGCUCCACAAUGGAAUAAACAGGGACAGCAGCAUGUCUGCCCUAACAACCCAGGCUGGUGUGGAGUUUCGUCGAAAGGGAUCACAGCUUUCCAAUGAAGUAGCUUCCAAUCCUCUGUUUGAUACAAAUGAGUUUCCUGACAAUUAUGAAGCAGGAAGAGCGGAGGCUUGUGGGACACUUUGUAGGAUAUUUUGCAGUAAGAAGACUGGUGAGGAAAUCCUACCUGUCUAUCUGUCAAGAUUUUACAUGGUGCUUGUUCAAGGUCUACAGAUAAAAGAUUUCAUGUGCCGCCCAGUUCUGGCUAGUAUAAUCUUGAACUCCUCUGCAUUGUUUUGCUCGGAUUUGAAAGGGAUUGAUGUGGUGGUACCUUACUUCAUUUCUGCUCUAGAGAUGAUUUUACCAGACAGAGAACUAUCAAAAUUUAAAACGUUUGUGAAUCCAACAGAGUUGAGGAGGUCCUCCAUUUCUAUAUUGUUGGCUUUGCUACCUCUCCCUCAUCAUUUUGGUGCAGUUAAAUCUGAGGUCCUUUUGGAAGGGAAGUUUUCUAAUGAAGAGAGCUUGGCCAAUGAAAAAUUUGUCACAUUUCUCUCUCUGAAGCUGAGACUUGUUAACAUAUUAAUAGGAGCUCUACAAACUGAAACAGACCCAAACAACACACAAAUGAUACUAGGUGCAAUGCUAAACAUUGUUGAGGAUUCUGCUCUCUUGGAAGUUGUAUAUGCUCAAACAGAAAUGCAUGGUGCAGGUGAUAGUUCUAACGUAUUGCUUAAGAGUCAUAGUCGUAACAGCAGUGGUGUCAGCACAGCAAGUGGAGGAAGUGUGGAACCUACCACUCCUGACAGUGAAAGACCAGCCCAGGCAUUGCUUCGAGACUAUGCUCUUCAUACAGAUACGGCACUGGGACUGCUAGUUCGCAGCAUCCUUCUGGUGACGCAGAGACUCAAUUCACAAUGGAGACAAGACAUGAGCAUUUCCCUAGCAGCACUGGAGUUACUUUCUGGACUAGCUAAGGUGAAAGUUCCCAUUGAGUCAGUUGAUCGGAAGCGAGCGGUUAGCUCUGUGUGUUCAUAUAUCGUGCACCAGUGCAGUAGACCUGCUCCAUUACAUUCACGAGAUCUCCAUUCUAUGAUUGUUGCAGCAUUCCAAUGCCUGUGUGUUUGGCUUACGGAACACCCUAAUAUGCUAAACGAAAAGGAUUGUUUAAUUGAGGUGCUAGAGAUUGUGGAGCUUGGUAUCUCAGGAAGUAAAUCAAAAGUGAGUGAUCAAGAAGUACGGUAUAAAGGUGAUAAGGAGCAUAAUCCAGCUUCCAUGAGAGUGAAGGAUGCUGCAGAAGCUACUCUUACAUGUAUUAUGCAGGUGCUUGGAGCUUUUCCACCCCCUAGUGGUCCUGCUUCAACAUGUAGUCUGCUUAAUGAGGAGACUCUAAUCAAGUAUUCACACCUAACCACUACCAGUUGGAGUAACUUCCGCUACUUUGUCCUUGACAACAGCGUCAUCAUUGCUAUACUGGAACAGCCACUGGGAAACGAACAGAAUCCUUGCCCAUCAGCAACCAUCCUGAUUCGAGGAAUGUCUGGAAGACAUGCCUGGACCAUGCAACUUCACCACCAGCCUAGAGGGACCAGGGCAAAUCAGAAGGUGUUUGCUCCAGAAAACCGGCCAGUCCCCAAGGAUGAUGUUGGAGUCAAGUGUAAUGUUAAGCAUAGGCCAUUUCCAGAGGAAGUUGAUAAAAUUCCAUUUGUGAAGGCUGACCUGAGUAUUCCAGAUCUCCAUGAAAUUGUUGACAACCAGAUGGAAAUUCAACAUGAAAAGCUCCGAAGUGUUAUGUCUAAGCAGAUCAACUAUGAAAACAACUUAGAGCAGUUAAGUGAAGAUCAAUGGCUUUCCAAGACAUUUCCAGAUCCAGACACUGAGUGUAUGCCGCCACCUCCUGCACAAGAAUUCCAAACGGCACGCCUUUUUUUGUCUCACUUUGGAUUUCUUUCAUUGGAAGCACUUAAGGAACCAAGUAACAGUCGUUUGCCUCCCCAUCUGAUUGCACUUGACAGCAGUCUUCCAGGAUUUUUUGAAGACAUUGCAUACCUGGAUUUGCUUCCUUGUCGUCCUUUUGAUACUGUUUUUAUAUUCUACAUGAAGGCAGGCCAGAAAAGUAGUCAAGAGAUUCUGAAGAAUGUGGAGUCAUCUAGAAAUGUACAACCUCAAUUUAUGGAGUUUCUUUUGACUUUGGGUUGGUCAGUUGAAGUAGGUAGACACCCUGGCUGGACAGGUCAUGUCUCUUCAAGUUGGUCCAUUAAUUGUUGUAGUGACACUGAGGAGGAAGAACCAGAAGGGUCUGUACCUGAGGAUACAGGUGGUGCUGUCUUUAAUGGAGAAAAGAAGGUCCUUUAUUAUUCAGAUGCUUUGACGGAAAUUGCCUUUGUUGUGCCGUCAUCAACAGAAUCAUCUGCAGAUUCUUUUGAAAGCAGCUGUUCAGCAAUGGAGACAGAUUCACAAAUGGAUUUAAUGCCGCCCCUUCUAAAGCAGCCUUCUCUGACUCUAGAGUUAUUUCCUAACCAUACAGACAGCCUGAAUUCCUCACAGCGGCUAAGUCCUACUUCCAAAAUGAAGAAGACACCUUCAGGAAGGGCUGUACCUCCUCUUGGGCCAGAGACUAAAGUGCUAGUUGUAUGGGUUGAACGUUACGAUGAUAUAGAAAAUUUCCCUUUGGCUGAUCUGUUAAGUGAAACAAUCACUGGAGUGGAGACAACUUCCAACAGCAGUGGCUCUGUCAGAUCUUCAACAUCAGAAAAGGAAGUUGCAGUUAUUUUUAUCCAUCCUCUGAAGACUGGGCUUUUUAGAGUAAAACUACACGGAGUAACAGGAAAGUUCAGUAUGGUCAUCCCUCUCGUCGAUGGAAUGGUUGUGAGCAGGAGGGCUCUUGGUUUUCUAGUGAGACAGACUGUAAUAAAUGUUUGUCGAAGGAAGAGGCUGGAAAAUGACAUGUACAAUCCUCCACAUGUGCGGAGAAAACAGAAAAUAACAGACAUUGUUAAUAAAUACCGUAACAAACAGCUGGAACCUGAAUUCUACACCUCCCUUUUCCAAGAUGUGGGAAUGAACAACAUCAGCCCAUAAACUCAACUAAGAGUCCCAGCUCAGAUGUGUUUUUAAACAUAUUUUUGUUAUUUAUUAUCUGCUCUUGCUGGUCACAUGAAACAAAGGGAAUGAAUGCUAAUUUCAGACUGGAAUGUGAAACAUACUGGCUAUCUCAUUCUUUUCUUGCUUGUAGAAGCCACUAUGCUACUGCACUGCACGGCAGAUUCAGGGUUGUCAUUAGAGGUUUGUAAACACAUAUGCCUCUGUUGCCUCAUGAGAGAGGUAAAUAUAUCCAUACUGGUCCUAAAAUGGAAGGAGGGUUGUAUUUCUACACACAUGCUCGAGAUACAGAUACCUACACUCUGCUUUAGACUGCUGCCUGAGAACAAUGUGUUUUAGUGGAAAUGGAUAAAAAAGAACUGUAGCCCCUGCCACCAUCAUACAGAUUCCUCAGUUGUAGAUCACCAUCUCUUAGGUGAAUUUAGCUUUGUAAUGCUUCAGUGUUCUGAAGGUGAAAGCACUGCUAACAUCACUAAAGGCAUCUGUUGUGAAAUCAUACCAUCUGGCUUCUAGAUUACAUUUACUGUGACCAACUGACUGGCAGGGAGAUGUUGGGAUUCUAGCCUGUUUAGUUGAGGUUUUAACGAAAGGAAUGAAAAUGAGGCCUUUGCUGUUUAGAAUUGGCAGAGAGUUGUACUGUACACUUACUGUCUGUGACACGUAUGAAAAUUAUAUGAACAUUUAGUUUAUAUAUCUAUAUAUAUAUAUAUAAAGAAAUAUAUAUAAAUAUAUCUGUACAUAUAUGUAUAAUUUGGGGGGUUUCUUAGAAGCCAAUAGCUGAAUUGCCUCGCCUUUCUUUUUUCAGGGCUUGGCAAGUUUUAUUAUCACUGCAGUUAAUUAAUGUUAUUUACAUGUUAUUAUAUUUGCUUUUAAGUACAUAGCUACUUAAAAAUGAAGAGAAGAAACUUUAUUUCCUGAAAGUGAAAAAAAAGUUUAUAUUUAAGUUUUUUAGCAUGUAACUGAUUACAAAGACUGUAUUUAUGCAUCUGUGUACACCAAAGAAUAUUUGUUCUUCUAAAAGUGAUGCAAGAAAAACCUUUCUCUUGUAGUCACCUGUAGUGCACAGUUGUUCUGGCUAAUUACUGGAAGCCCAGACUCCUCUGAGAUUUGUAAGAAAUGUCAUUACCAGCUAUAAGACACUGGUUAACAAAACCAGCAACCUGUGUUUCAGUCCUUGUAGAGUUUUGCAAAUGUAUCUAAUGAAACUAGUUUGUCACUUUUUUUUUUUUUUUUUUAAUUGUUACACUCUCUUAAACAUUUGUCAAGUAAUGCUCUGUAAGGUAGAUUUUUUUGGAUCCAUCCAGAGAAUGCCUUUGCUUUUCCUUUAUCUUUAGUGUAUUUACGUUUGGGUGUCCCUAAGUUGAGUGUGGACCUCAAUCCCCAUAGUCAUCAAAAUAGUUCUGUUUCUCAACACGUCCAAAAUAUAGAUAUUAUCCAGCAUUGUUCUGCAUCAAACAAUGAAAUCAAGUGACCUGGAUAUAACACAUUUAGCUGUGAGGAAGGAGGCAGAUAUACAACUUCCCCAAAGUGCAUACUGCCAGAUAAAAAAAGUAUUUUAUCUCCCGCAUGUUGCUGUGGUAGUAAUGGUGGUUCUUACUUACAUGUCUCUGCCUUCUGGGAAGUGCAACCCAUAUCUAACUAACCACGAGCAUCCACUGCCAAGUUGCAGUGGCAAGUGAUGUAAAUUGUGGAUGAGGAACAUUUUAAAAUCAGUGGCCACUAAAACUAGCAUUUAAGUGACUGAUUUUUGUAAACUGUACUUGCAGGAGAAUGGUUACCAUUUCAUGAAACAUUUAGAUUUUUGUCUUUUGUCAGCAUUUUAAUUUGACUUGGAUUUUUUUAUUGUUUAUCGUGCAUGUGUUUUGAUUCAGGUGGUAUUCAGAAAUACUGAUUCAGAUGUUGGUAGUUAGUGUCCAAUUCUUUUCAUGUAGUUGCGCAGAUGGGACUGAAAUUAGGACUAGGAAAUAGCACAGAGCUGGUAACUAGUUUAAACCUGACAUUUUUUUUACUAGUCUUAAGUGUUCUUUUCACGUUUUUGCCUGAGUUGUGUUCGCAGUUUAGUAUCUGUGGUACCACAAAGUCUUAAUCACACUUAAUAAAUGGGAUAGAACAAUGUUAAUAUUAUGUUAUCAGGACUUUGUGUUACUAGCACUAAAAAGCAGUAGUGUGCUGAUAGAAGUAGUGCUUAUAGAAUUAUUUUGAAUAUUUCUGGAGAGAAUUUAAAUAAAGUUGUCAGAUUUCAACAGAAAAAAUGUUGAAUUGUUCACCAGUGCUACUUAAUCAGUUCCUUAACACCUUGUUUUUUUUCCAGCAAGAGCAUACACCAUGCAGUCCAGGUGUGUAACCUUGAACUUUGUCUUUUUUUUUCUUUAAACUGCUGUCAGGAAGCAGUUGUCAGAAUUUGUUCCAUUCAUCUUAUAAUUGAGUCCUGUCCCAGAGGUCGUCAGAAUUUGCUCCGAUACAUAUUCACAACUUACUCUUUUACACCUGUCCUGCAGUGUUUUGUUCAGGUCUAGGUUUUUUUUUGUGUAAUUAAAAAAAAGGGAGAGAAAGACAAACCACUUAACUGCUGAGCUGUUUUUCAUUUGUUGAUGAUUGCAUUGCUUCUGUCCUUGUUGUUUUAUUUUUCUUGCAUUGCAGGUCAGACGAGCAUCCUGAAGACUAUUUUAUUUUAUUUUACAUUUGUUUAUUGAGGUGGUACACUGAUCACAACUGAUCAUUUGCAGGUACUGGCUAAUGAAAUAAUUCACAAAGAAGAAAAAGAAAAGAGAAUCGACAGGCAGUAAGCUCCGCAUAUCAAAACAGAUGUUUGGUAUAUUUUUAUGCUAGUUAAAUAACGAGAAGUGCUUUCUUUCAGUUUUUUUUUAAGUCACCCUUUAAUCUUCACUGGGUGGUCCUGUUGCAGUAGCCCCAUUUUUACUUUGGCAGUUUUUUUACUGUAAAAUUAUGUCUUCCAUUGAGUCAUUCGCAUCUCCAUGCCUUCAUAUUAUGUUAAAAUGUUAUCCAUUUAUGAAUGGUAUUCAGGGAAAAAUGUAGGCAUCAAAUAAGCCUCAGUCAAUCUGUUUGUUAGGAACCGCUGAUUUUAUAUUUUCAUAUAUAAAAAGUAAGUCCCGUGAUGCUGCCAGUUUAUUUAAUUGCAGUGCUUCAUACCACAGAAUUUUGCAUGAAGUGUGAACUUUAUAGUGCAUCUGGACAAAAUCUGCAAAAAGAAUAAUGGAUUUUGGAAGAGGGAUUAGAUUUGCUGCCUUUUCGCUGAGGCUACUGUUAGGGAAGUAACGUUUCAGUGAUUUGUGACUAUGACAUGAGAAAUUUAGACUUGUUCUUUUCUUCUAGUACAAAUGUAACAGCAGAUCAGAUCUGCAGAGGACUUCGUACUGUGUCCAGGUAUAUAGCCAGCAUUUGUGACCAUGGUUCAAGUGGCCUUGGAUGGCUGUGAAAGAAAUAUGGUACCAUUUGUGAAUCAUUUAAUCUCAAAGAUGGAUUCAGUGCAUUUUGAAAUCUAGGUAGAAAAAGAAAAAAAAUCAGAAUGCCAGCAGUAGAAAAAAUGGUAAGCUUAAAAAAAGAGCAGUCUUUCCUCCAGCAGUUGUCAGCAAGUGUUCUUAAGACAGGUGUUUUAUAGAAGGUACACUCAGAGCAACACAGGGUGUAGCUUUUUACAUUUGCUGCACAUAGCACAUACUGUCUUUCACUUGCAAAGUUAAUCCAGUUAGAACCCAAACAGAUUAAAUUACAUUAGUAUUUAGGUGCAAAAUCCUGUAAAUUACAUACACAGGAGUAGCAGUUGUAUGUGACUUUGCAUGCCCAUAGUUGUCUGGAAGCUUAUGCAGAAUCAGCCAAGUAAAUUAGAAAUAGACUUUAAAUUAAUAAAAAAGCAGGGUUUUCUGAAAAUGCACCUGUUUGCUUACUGGGAAAGCUACCAAAUUACUUAUUUUUUUCAGAUCUGUCUGAUGUUCAUCGUGUUUCACUGUUGCAGUCAUUACA